UUUUUAUAAACGAUAUCGAUUUAAGGGGGAUUUUUUUUUCUUUUCUUGUUAUUCCUCCUAUAAACAAAGCUAUCGAAACAAAGCAUCCAAAAAAAAAGAAGAAGAGAGAAACAUGAACAAAUUUGCGCUUGUCUUCGUACCAUUUCCUAUACUUGGUCAUCUCAAAUCAACCGCCGAGAUGGCUAAGCUACUAGUGGAGCAAGAAACUCGCCUCUCUAUCUCCAUUAUCAUCCUUCCUCUUCUUUCCGGAGACGACGUCAGUGCUUCCGCUUAUAUCUCAGCUCUUUCCGCCGCAUCCAACGACCGCCUUCACUAUGAAGUGAUCUCGGACGGAGAUCAACCAACCGUCGGGUUACAUGUCGAUAACCACAUCCCGAUGGUGAAACGUACCGUUGCAAAACUCGUUGAUGACUACUCAAGGCGGCCGGACUCGCCGAGGCUCGCUGGUUUAGUUGUUGACAUGUUUUGUAUCUCGGUGAUAGACGUGGCUAAUGAGGUUAGUGUUCCGUGUUACUUGUUUUACACGUCAAACGUUGGGAUUCUUGCUCUUGGGUUACAUAUUCAGAUGUUGUUUGAUAAGAAGGAGUACAGUGUCAGUGAAACUGAUUUUGAAGACUCGGAAGUUGUGUUGGAUGUUCCGAGUUUGACUUGUCCUUAUCCGGUGAAGUGUCUUCCUUAUGGUUUGGCAACGAAAGAGUGGCUUCCUAUGUAUCUAAAUCAAGGUAGAAGAUUCAGAGAGAUGAAAGGUAUUUUGGUAAAUACUUUUGCUGAGCUUGAACCUUAUGCGUUGGAGUCUCUUCACUCUAGUGGUGAUACUCCUCGUGCUUAUCCAGUGGGACCAUUGUUGCAUCUCGAGAACCAUGUUGACGGUUCUAAAGACGAGAAGGGUUCGGACAUUUUACGGUGGUUAGAUGAACAACCACCUAAAUCGGUAGUGUUCCUCUGCUUUGGAAGCAUAGGAGGCUUUAACGAGGAACAAGCAAGAGAAAUGGCCAUUGCACUUGAGAGAAGUGGUCACCGCUUCUUGUGGUCUCUUCGCCGUGCAUCUCGAGAUAUAGAUAAGGAACUUCCCGGAGAAUUCAAGAAUCUUGAAGAAAUUCUCCCGGAAGGAUUCUUUGAUCGGACAAAGGAUAAAGGAAAGGUGAUCGGAUGGGCUCCACAAGUAGCCGUGCUGGCUAAGCCAGCAAUCGGAGGUUUUGUUACUCAUUGCGGGUGGAACUCGAUACUCGAGAGUCUUUGGUUCGGUGUUCCUAUAGCGCCAUGGCCGUUAUACGCUGAGCAGAAGUUUAAUGCUUUCGUGAUGGUGGAGGAGCUUGGUUUGGCAGUGAAGAUAAGAAAGUAUUGGCGAGGCGAUCAGUUGGUGGGAACGGCGACGGUCAUAGUGACGGCAGAGGAGAUAGAGAGAGGAAUCAGAUGUUUGAUGGAGCAAGAUAGUGACGUGAGGAAUAGAGUGAAGGAGAUGAGUAAGAAAUGUCACAUGGCUUUAAAGGAUGGUGGCUCGUCUCAAUCUGCUUUGAAAUUAUUUAUUCAAGACGUUACGAAGUAUAUUGCUUGAGAAUAGCUAAACCGGAGCAUGCAACGCUCUUGAAUGUUGUGUCCCUUUUAUAUAUUAUCAGUUUAUCACUAGAUAUGAUAAUUUGCAUGUGUUCUAUUUACGUGUGUUCUAUCUUUUGAGUGAUCAUGAGAAAAAUA
Messenger RNA from Arabidopsis thaliana (thale cress), 1692 nucleotides. RefSeq names its product UDP-glucosyl transferase 71B8 (gene UGT71B8). Bases 113 to 1555 code for a protein of 480 amino acids. The record is from RefSeq and is marked reviewed. Lineage: Eukaryota; Viridiplantae; Streptophyta; Magnoliopsida; Brassicales; Brassicaceae. Gene Ontology annotation, molecular function: UDP-glycosyltransferase activity; UDP-glucosyltransferase activity. The transcript has a single exon.